AUCUAUGCCGAUAACAUCGGAAAACAACAACCUUGGAACUCCGCUCACCAAGGACGAAAAGGAAGAUAGCCUACCACCCCUACAUCCCAUGCCCGCCUCCUAGAAAAAAACCCAAAGAAGCGCGGCUACGGAUUUCUCAUAACUAUAGAUAAUGUCCAAGGAACCCAAAUACAUCCUCCUUUCCCUCCCCAGCUCCAUCACCCCGUCCCACCAUCGCGACGAUGCCCUCGAAGCUAUCAGCAAGACCGUCACCUCAGAUAACGGCGCGGUGAUUCCCUUUGCGAUCCCGGAGUUCAAAAUCGGGACGCUAGAUGCGUUGGUGCAGCAGGCGGAUGAACUGGCGAGGCUGGAAGCACUGUGCCAGGGUGUGGUGGGCAAGGUGGGAGAGGCACUGAAGAAUGUGCUGGAGGGCGAUGAGGAACGGAUUUCGAAUAUGAAGAUGGUUAAUGAUAUACCCGUUGAGCAGUAUCUAAGGACGUUUGAAUGGAACAAGGUCAAAUAUCGGGCGGAGAAGUCAUUGGCGGAAUUGAUAGAUUUGCUACAGAAGGAAGCUGCAAGCAUCGACCAUGACGUUCGGGCCAAGUUCUCACAAUACAACCAAGGCAAAACAACACUGGCUGCGCUACAACGGAAACAAACGGGCACAUUAUCCACCAAAUCACUUGCAUCUAUUGUCGACCCCCGCGUCCUCGUCCAAGACUCCGAAUACCUCGAAACCCAUCUAAUCGCCGUCCCCUCACGGAGCACAAAGGAAUUCCUACGAACAUACGAAACCAUCUCGCCCAUGGUCGUCCCGCGCUCUUCAACCUUGGUUGCCUCAGAUGACGAAUCGACCCUCUACGCUGUUACGACGUUCAAAAAGCAUAGCGCUGAAUUCAUCCAUAAGUGCCGGGAGCACAGGUGGACACCUCGAGAUUACAAGUAUGUGGAGGGCGACGAGGAGAAGGAGCGGAGAGAUCUAGACCAGGCCAAUGCAGAUGCGCGGAGGCUGUGGGGGGAGACACUGCGGCUUGCGACGACAGGGUGGAGCGAGGCCGUGAUGGUCUGGGUGCAUGUCCUUGUUCUGAGGGUGUUUGUGGAGACGGUGUUGAGAUAUGGGCUGCCGCUGGACUUUGUCUGUGCGUUGAUAAAGACCACAAAUAAACAAGCACGAAAAGUGAAGAGACUCCUUGACAACUCAUAUUCAUACCUAGCGGGCAACGCCUUUGGACGUGAUAAGAAAGGUCGUGUCCGAAAGGAUGAUCCGUUGGACAUGCAGCAUGUCAGUGGUGCGGGCGAGAGCGGAGCAGGCGAGUAUACUGCCUAUGUAUAUUACGAGAUGGAGUUUGAAUGAAACCCCCCCCCCCCCCCUCUUCCCUCUGCGGGUGGCAUAUCUCUUUCUACUUUUUUUUUUUUUUUAACUCUGUCCAUUUUUU
Molecule: messenger RNA, 1415 nt
Organism: Blastomyces gilchristii SLH14081
Lineage: Eukaryota; Fungi; Ascomycota; Eurotiomycetes; Onygenales; Ajellomycetaceae
Product: V-type H+-transporting ATPase subunit C
Exons: 5
Coding region: 152-1333 (393 amino acids)
Biological process (GO): proton transmembrane transport
Cellular component (GO): vacuolar proton-transporting V-type ATPase, V1 domain
Molecular function (GO): proton-transporting ATPase activity, rotational mechanism
Source: RefSeq, a predicted model, not a curated record